GGCUCCCAAGGACGCCAGAGCCACCAGUGCUGCCAAUGUCCCCAGGGACACCAGUGGUCCCAGUGACACCAAUUACACCAGGGCCACCAGUGACGCCAGUGCUCUCAGUGACACCAGGGACACUG
Apaloderma vittatum (bar-tailed trogon) is the source of this 125-nucleotide messenger RNA. Its product is annotated as homeobox protein ESX1-like. NCBI's taxonomy places the organism in Eukaryota, Metazoa, Chordata, Aves, Trogoniformes, Trogonidae. The transcript has a single exon. The record is from RefSeq and is a predicted model, not a curated record. The annotation marks the transcript as partial.